Messenger RNA from Drosophila biarmipes, 536 nucleotides. RefSeq lists its product as uncharacterized. Bases 123 to 347 code for a protein of 74 amino acids. The record is from RefSeq and is a predicted model, not a curated record. Gene Ontology annotation, molecular function: protein binding. The transcript has a single exon. NCBI's taxonomy places the organism in Eukaryota, Metazoa, Arthropoda, Insecta, Diptera, Drosophilidae.
UUGAGCUCAUACCCAGAGUAAACAACGAUUCCGAAUCUCAGUCUGAGUCGAACACUCGCAGCGAAACGACGCCGUGCUACGCCCAUAAAAGAUCAUUCAGCUGACAGAUCCACCCUGCAAAUAUGAAGCGCCUGGCUCUGCUGGUCCUGUUGGCCCUCGUGAUCACCCUCUUUGCGGGAUCCUCGGAGGGCAGCUUCUGCCCCUGCGACCUCAAGACGAAGGGAACGGAGGUGUGCGGCUCGAACAGCGUAACCUACAAGAACCGCUGCGAGUUCGAGUGCACCCAGCGGGACUAUAAGAAACUGGGACGCACCCUCAACAUCCGGAACGAGGGACCUUGCAACUAGAUACUCCUUCAUUUUUAACAGGCGCUCUGAGACAAUCAUGGAAAUUAUUAAAAUGUUAUACUAUCAAGUAAUGUUUACUCCCCUAAUUCACCAUAAUACGUUUAAUAAUAAACCAACUGUGUUAUCUGUUGUGCAUAUUAUAGCUUAGAUAUAGUAAUCUAGCAAAUAUAACCGAAUGUGUUUACGUUA